AUGUUCUUCCUCUACAACAUGGAGCGCAGGGUCACCCUGCACCCCUCCUACUUCGGCCGGAACAUGCACGAGCUGGUGACGAGCAAGUUGCUGAAGGACGUGGAAGGCACCUGCGCAGGAAGUUACUACAUCAUUUCCAUCAUGGAUACCUUCGAUAUUUCCGAGGGUCGCAUUCUCCCAGGCAGUGGCCUGGCCGAGUUCACGGUGGGAUACCGAGCCGUGGUUUGGCGACCCUUCAAGGGCGAGACGGUUGAUGCUGUGGUCUACUCAGUCAAUCACCAGGGCUUUUUCGCCCAGGCGGGGCCUCUGCGGUUAUUCGUGUCGGCACAUCUGAUCCCUUCCGAGAUCAAGUGGGAACCCAACGCGACACCGCCUCAGUUCACCAACAAUGAAGAUACCAUCAUUGAACCAGGAACCCACGUGCGUGUCAAGGUAAUUGGUACGCGCACAGAAGUCGGUGAGAUGUGGGCGAUUGGCAGCAUUAAGGAGGACUAUCUCGGGUAUGUCAAUAACUGCGAAGCCUUGAUUGGGUCUAACUCACAUAUCCUCGCAAAAGCUGCCUCCAGGACUAAACGUCACCCACGAUGGGGAAGAGAACUGUUGCUACUUGCAAUUCAUAUAAACACCAUCAUUAUAAUUCGUCAAUUUACCACUUCACAUUCGUGUAUACAAACUACAAUGUCGGCGAUGCAAGCGGCCAACAAGCUCCGGACGGCCUUCACCAAGGGCGCCGGCCCCAGUUUCGGGUUGUGGCAGAUGAUUCCCGGCGCCAACGUCUCCCGGGUGCUUGCCCGGAGUCCCGGCGUGGAUUGGGUCUUGGUCGAUUGCGAGCAUGGGAACAUUGACGAUGGCGCCAUGCACGAUGCCGUCCCUGCCAUUGCGGCGGCUGGUGUAUCUCCCAUUGUGAGGUUGCCGGACAUGCAGAGCUGGAUGGUGAAGCGUGCUUUGGAUUGCGGUGCUCACGGGAUCCUCGUUCCGCUGCUCCGAACCGCCCAGGAGGCAAAGGACCUGGUGCAGUCGGCCAAGUUCCCGCCGUGGGGACGACGUGGGUUCGGGUCGCCUCUCGCCAUGGAGCGCUUCAGCCCGGCGCCCAGCAUGACGGAGUACCUGCAGCAGGCCAACGACAGCCUGCUGACGAUUGUGCAGAUUGAGACCAGGGAGGCUCUCGAGUCCAUUGACGAGAUCGCGGCGGUGGAGGGUAUUGACGCGCUCUUCAUUGGCCCCUUUGAUCUUGGAAACAACAUUGGCCACCCAGUGAUUAACGGCGUCAUCGAAAAGGAGCUGAGCGAUGCUAUUGAGCGCAUCCUCGAGGCGACGCACAAGGCGGGUAAGAAGGCCGGCAUCUUCUGCACGAGCGGCGAACAGUCCAAGUUCUUCGCGGAUAAGGGGUUCGACAUGAUUAGCGUGGCGACGGAUUACACGGCAUUGCAGUACACAGUCUCGGAGUCAUUGAGCAUAGCCAGGGGAGGGGCGAAGCCGGCCAAGGGUGGAUCGUACUGA
Messenger RNA from Colletotrichum lupini, 1500 nucleotides. Its product is annotated as HpcH/HpaI aldolase/citrate lyase family protein. The record is from RefSeq and is a predicted model, not a curated record. NCBI's taxonomy places the organism in Eukaryota, Fungi, Ascomycota, Sordariomycetes, Glomerellales, Glomerellaceae. The transcript is spliced from 8 exons. Gene Ontology annotation, biological process: DNA-templated transcription. Gene Ontology annotation, cellular component: cytoplasm. Gene Ontology annotation, molecular function: aldehyde-lyase activity; nucleic acid binding. Bases 1 to 1500 code for a protein of 499 amino acids.